This is a messenger RNA of Aplysia californica (California sea hare), 1495 nucleotides long. Its product is annotated as cysteine-rich protein 1. The record is from RefSeq and is a predicted model, not a curated record. Lineage: Eukaryota; Metazoa; Mollusca; Gastropoda; Aplysiida; Aplysiidae.
CUUCCUUUCUUCGACCACCUGUCCUGUCUGCUUGUCGCUCAACUUUGUACGGAACUAUUUUGUUUAGAAAUGGGCGGUUUUAGAUUGCCGUCAUCAAUAUCUUGUAGUUAUACCUUACGACUGUUCUGGAUGAAGUUCCCAGGCAGGCUAUAACCUCUUUAACCCUUUCAUGGUGCCGAAAAUGGUAAUGAGAAACGAGUGUAUUUUCCUCUCAUGCUGCCUUGUAAGGAGCCGUGCGCAAAAUGGGAAGUAUAGGCUAAUAUUAAUAGUCUCUUUGAACCGUGUGCAAAAUAAGCGACGACAUAAAACGAGAAACUUUCGACUGGUUGGUCAAAUUCGCUGUGCAUGAUCAAAACCGAAAGGCAAGCCUUGUUAGUAGUGAGGGUGUCCACCUAUCUGAUUUACGUAACCUUUGCCGAGAGUUCGCCUUACAGUUACAGCUGACCAUCCAACCAUGCCUAAGUGCCCAAAGUGCAAUAAAGAGGUCUAUUUCGCCGAAAGGAAGACUUCCAUGGGAAAAGACUGGCACAGCGCCUGCUUGAGAUGUGAAAAAUGUAACAAGACCCUCGCCCCAGGGUCACAUGCCGAGGUUUUGGUCGCGGAGGCACGUCGGGAGACAGAGCCGUCUACACCAAAUGAGCCAUCAGAAAUAGCAAAGUCAUAUAAUAUUGUACAGGGACAUCUUUUUCUUCAUAAAUGUUUCCAUUAAUGUCUUGUUUUUCUGUAUUAUUACUUUAUCAUUCACAGGCUAAAGAUGUGAUCUCUAUUCAGGACAUGAUUUUUGUGCCUUAACUUUUUCGAAUAAAAUGUAAACUAGUUUGGAUGAAAAUAUAGGAAAACAUAGUCUUAAUUUAAUUUUGUUGGUUAUAAAUAUUGUUACCUUCUAUUCUAACAAAACUUUCGUUGGUUACAUGGCUUUAAGGAAUCCUAGUUUUGCAGACUGGAAGAAAUUGUCUCUGUCAGUUGCAUUUGUCCAUUUCACCAUCUUUUUUUUUCUUUUGCAUUUACAUUUUGUUUAACAAAACCCCUUUAACUUUAACAAAUAUCAUUCCUUUUUAUAGAGUUUUGUAUGGUGCUUGCAGGGAGAAGCAGUGUCCUUUUUUUUUAAGUUCACCAUUUCCUCCGAUUAAAAAAAAAAAUUUAUUGUGAAGGUACUUUUGGCUAACAUGAUAAAGAUCUAUACAAGGAAAGAAAAGAACUGUAUUCGGAUUCAAAAGGCGACCUUUCGAAUCAAUGACUAUAUUCUGAUUUGUACUUGUGUUGGAAUAGAUCUUUAUCGAUGCCUUCUCUGCUGUUGUUUAUUGUUCAUGAACAAAAUCUGAUGUGUGGAAACACGUACCAGUUCUUUCCAAAUUUACUUCUGGGGUUUUUUUUUGUUGCUUUCUUACCAUAUUUUGGACAAAGUUUGUGUCUCGUUUUCUUCACAAUCUUUGUCCUUCUGUAUAUCAAAGUCAAAGCAAUAUUUACCUAGCAAUAAACAACAAAAAACUACUCA